Messenger RNA from Helicoverpa armigera (cotton bollworm), 2036 nucleotides. RefSeq lists its product as uncharacterized. The transcript is spliced from 3 exons. The coding region runs from base 185 to 1003 and encodes 272 amino acids. The record is from RefSeq and is a predicted model, not a curated record. Lineage: Eukaryota; Metazoa; Arthropoda; Insecta; Lepidoptera; Noctuidae.
GCAGUCACUGCCACGGUCGCGUCAGUCGCACCCGCCAGUCUUUAACAUAACCUCAAGCGGACCACACACGUAACAAUAUAAACAAAUAGUUAAAAAUUAAAACGUUUGCUUUUCAAUAGAUAUCAGUGCUGUGCUGUGUGACGUAAUAACAAACCUGUUUUAGUUUUGUCUGCGAUUAAAUAAGAUGAAUACGCUUACUCUUCUCUUCGUGGUAUUACUAUGUGGGGUCGCGGUUUACGCCCGACACUUGGACGAUUUAAGUGAUUCGGAUUCUCUAUCACCUGAAAAAAGUGAAGGUAGAAAGCAUGGAUCGGACCUGACGCGUCAUAGGAGGAGAAGGUGGCAAAUGAACUAUGGUUACGAUUACCCACAGCCACCCACACAUUCUUACUAUCCGGACAGAAGGGAUUAUGAUAGAAAUCAACAAGAUCUCUUACCGCAGAUAGUUAAACUACUUGAAGAGAUCUCUGUUUACGUCAAAAGACCUCAACCACCUCCAGUCCCACAGCCAAUCUACAUUCCUUAUCCCGUACCGUACCCCGUCCCUCAGAUAGCCUCUUGCUCAGAUAAUGGAACAAAGAAACCUUCUGUCCAUACCAGAUUUCCUGAGAUGGAAGAUACUAACCAAAACUGGGGAUUCGUAACUUCGAAAGACGAUGAUACGGAUGAUCUUAGCGAAUCGAGACCAAUAUCCUUCGAUCCGAUUGCGCCUCUACGUCCAAUGAGGCGACCUGCACCAAAGGUUGAACAUGGCAGCUCGCAGGCAGACGCGCAGACUUCUACUCAGGCUCCGCAGUUUAACGAUGAACCUGGUGUAUUGAAGAUACCGAGCAUGUGCAACGCGGCUAUCCUGUCGUGCUGCGCUGACAACCAGUCACAACAGAGAGUAUGCUUCAAUAGAUUUGGGUGCGCUGUCUCCUACGAAAAUGGCAAAGCUUGCAGUGAUGAAUCAAUAAAUGCUGCUCUGGACUCCUUCAAGACUGCUUACUCGCCAGUGCAGUGAGUCCUUAUAUAAGUACGUAUCAUAGAGUAACUGUCAGUAUUGUGAACCGCGCCCGUGUGGUGCUAAAUGUUAUUGUUCUGUUGUAUUUCUUACUACAUAUUUAAAUUGUUUAUAUUCUCUUCCAAAGCUAACAAUGUAUAAUUUAAGAGAAUUAGGUAUGUUUGUAUUAAAUACUUUUCAGAAUAAUUGACCACACUGAACACAAUGCCCGAGCUUGUGAUUUUUGUAAAAACUUACUCGCUGGAACCUCAUGACCAGUGAGUAGUAUUUUGAUCGGUAUUGAUAAAUUACGCAAUUUAGCCUGCCCACGCGUAACUUUGUUCAAAUCUAGCGAUGUUAGAACUUAGAGUUCAACGAAAUAUAAAUCAAAAUAACAAAUGUAAUUGAAAAUAACAAAUUAAACUAACUUUGUUCACGUACUAACUUCGAGAUAUGUCUAUUAUUUGCCACAGACCAAUUAUAUCGAUGUUCACAACAUUCUAUAUUUCGUAAGGAUGGAUCAAAUUGUAAACAAUAGCUAAAUUAUUUUUUGCAUUAUAAAACAUAUUUGUAGUUUUAUACUAAAUAAAAAAGUUGAAUAAAAUACUUCUUCGAUGCCAUAUUUCAUGUCGUUCCUUGUGUAAAUAUAUAUAAUUAUUUUAGCAGACUGUUGCGCACUAUUCUGCUUAGGAAUUCGUUAAUUAUUAUAAUUUAUAUAUUGACAUAUUUUUUGUCCAUCUGUGAACUUUACAAGAAAGAUAGGUGAGUACUACAAAACAGUAUUAUUAAACAUUUUAAUGCAUUAGAAUAUUAUGAUUAUAAUUCAUAGGUACUUACUUUUUGUGUUGUUAACAAAAUAAUUAAGGCCAAACGAGAUUUUAAUUGUCAGUUUAGUGUUUAACAGUCUAUCAGCAUUUAUGUACGUCAUUUAAGUUAAUAAAUGGUAGUUUGUAUUGGCAGCUGAGCAAUCGAAUAAGUGUUUCCUAGUCUGUAGUCUAGAAUUACAAUUACAUCGUGUUUAAGUAUAAAAGUAAUAAAAAAUCAACUAAAGGUA